AUGAGCUCCCCGACCAUACCCCGGGACCUGCAGCUGCCCCCGUCUCAGAGAGCCCAGUCUGUGUUCAAGGAACAAAGAAGACAAAAACUCAAGGAACAUCUAUUAAGACGAAAAACCAUGUUUGCAUACAAACAGGAAAAUGAGAUAUCCAGUAGAGGCCAGAAAACGAUGGCAUUUGAAAAUCAGGUUCAAGAAGGGAGAAAAGUUCUGAAACUCAAAAUGAAAAUGGCUGAUAAAGAAAAUGUGAAAAGACCUACAGACAGCAAAAAUAAUAUAAUAGAAAAAAACUGUAUCCCUUUAAAACCUAAUGAGUUAAGCAAUUCAGAUACAGCAACUGAAAUACCUAAUUUUGAAGAUGAUAAUCAAACUCAGUUAACAAUUAAAGAUCAUUCCCAAAGUCAAAAUAUGACAUUAAGCAGGGCAUUUCACCUUAAAAACAAUAAUAAAAAGAAACUCACGACUGCAGAAAACCCAAAGCAAGAUGCUAACUUGCCCAAGAAACCUGUGCUUGGAUGUUAUCGUGGCCAAAUUGUGCAAUCUAAGAUCAAUUCAUUUCGAAAACCUCUACAAAUCAAAGAUGAGAGUUCUGCAACAAUGAAGAAACUUUCAGCUCCUUGCUCUAAAGCCACAAAGCCUCAACCUCUAAGCGCUGGCAGCGCUGGAACCUCAAAUAUGGCAGCUUCUGCAAAAGUCGCGAGCACUAAAUCUGUGAGCACUGCAUCGCAGAGCAACGCACGUGUGGAACCUCCCAUUAGAAGCCACCACAGUGACACCCAGAGCGUCUCAAAGCGAGGCUUCGCCAGGAUCCCCAGCACUGUUACAAUCAGAAAAGAGCUACAUGCAAAAGAAUUAUUACAACCAAAAACAGUCUCAUCUACUGUGGAGACCAGUUCUCAGGAUAUAAAAAGAGAUAAGACACUAUCAAGAAGUAUAUCAUCCAAAGUUGCAGCAAAGACUGCUUCAUCUUCUCAUUCCAAACCAAUACAAAAGUUCAAAACCACUGACCAGCGCAGUAUAGCAAGAGCAAAUACUGUCGUAUCACCUCAGCUCAAAGAAACUGCAGAAGAGAGAAAAGCUCGUCUGAAUGAGUGGAGAACUAGCAAAGGCAGAGUGCUGAAAUGGCCUCCUAAUUCAGUAGUUCCCCAGCCUGAGUCUGAAGGACAGAAUGAGAAACCAAUUGGGUCCUUUUGGACUACCAUGGCAGAAGAAGAUGAACAAAGAUUAUUUUCUGAAAAAGUCAACAAAACAUUUUCUGAAUGCCUGAACCUGAUUAAUCAGGGAUGCCCAAAAGAUGAAAUAUUAGGUACACUGAACGACUUGAUUAGAAAUAUUCCAGAUGCCCAAAAACUUGUUAAAUAUUGGAUAUGUUUUGUAUGAAUUGAACCAAUCACAAGCCCUAUUGAAAAUAUUAUUUCAAUCUAUGAGAAGGCCAUUCUGGCAGGGGCUCAGCCUAUUGAAGAGAUGCGACACACAAUUGUAGAAAUCCUAACGAUAAAGAGUCAAGAAAAAGUUAAUCUUGGAGAAAGCGUUGAGGAGGCUAAUGCAACCAAGGAACACAUCCAAGAACUCAAUACUGAUGAUACAAGUGUCAGUCUAGAGCUGGAAGAAAUGGAAAGUGAGCAGUGUAGAAAUGUGGAGUUUCAAGAUGGUGAAAAGGAACAUGACAAGACCAGAGACCCAACCAGUGACAUUACAACCCCUGACUCCAGGACUGGAGCAGGCUAUGUCAUCAAAUACAAUGUAUCUACUACACCGUGCUUGCAAAGUAUGAAAAAGAAGAUGCAACAUGAUAAAAUAAAUUCUGCAUUUAAAGAGCUGAGGUUUCUAACACCAGUGAGACGUUCCCAGCGUCUUCAAGAGAAGACUUCUCAGUUGCCGGAUAUAUUAAAAGACCAUUACCCUUGUGUGUCUUCACUGGAGCAGUUGUCUGAGUUAGGGGGUGAUGCCUUUAUAUGCCGUCCUAAUGCAGCACUCUGCCCUACAAUCUCGGAGAUCAAUCAAGCAGGAGAGAAAUGAAGGCUUGUAUAAUUCCUGGGGUUCUGGGCAUUGUACAGCUUUGUGUUUCCCUUGUUCCUGGAGUGGGCCAGGCACUGAAAUUCAUGGCAUCAACUUGUAUUAACACACAUGCUAUAGGAACAGUUGUGAUUUUGUGUCAGAAAUCUAACCCUGUUAGUCAAUCUUAGCAGACCAGGUUUUUCUUUACUAUAGAAGACUUU
This is a messenger RNA of Jaculus jaculus (lesser Egyptian jerboa), 2216 nucleotides long. Its product is annotated as cytoskeleton-associated protein 2-like. The record is from RefSeq and is a predicted model, not a curated record. NCBI's taxonomy places the organism in Eukaryota, Metazoa, Chordata, Mammalia, Rodentia, Dipodidae. The transcript has a single exon. Gene Ontology annotation, cellular component: microtubule cytoskeleton. Gene Ontology annotation, biological process: negative regulation of microtubule depolymerization.